Labrus mixtus (cuckoo wrasse) is the source of this 2042-nucleotide messenger RNA. RefSeq lists its product as uncharacterized. Gene Ontology annotation, molecular function: sequence-specific DNA binding. Bases 100 to 1326 code for a protein of 408 amino acids. The record is from RefSeq and is a predicted model, not a curated record. Lineage: Eukaryota; Metazoa; Chordata; Actinopteri; Labriformes; Labridae. The transcript is spliced from 9 exons.
CUCCUCCUCCCCUCCCGGCUUCCACUUUUAAAAAAAGUCCGCCAUUGUUUACGCGCAAGCUCAGAAGCUGCAGAAGAAGAGGAAGAAGAAGAAGAAGAAAUGUCGACCGGGAGAAAUCAGCACAAACGCUGCUGUGUCGUUGGCUGUAAAGACCCACCCGUGUCCCUCCAUCGACUCCCGGCUGCAGAGGACCUGAGAGAGAAGUGGCUGGACUUCAUUUACGAUGGAGACGUCCCCUCCUCGGUGGGGAAACACUUGUGCGUGUGUGCCGACCACUUCACCCCGGACUGCUUCGUCAACUACGGGCAGUACAGUUCAGGAAUGGCCACCAAACUCCUGCUGGAGGACGGGUCUGUACCGACUGUCCGUGUCAGGUCAAACGACGAGGAAAACGUAUCUCAACGCUACAACGAGCAGAGGCCUAGGGAUGCACCACCCAGCCUUCCUUUGACUAAUCUGGCUCCACAAAGCCUGAAUAUGGCAGGACCACAAAGCGAGCUCAUCAUAUCCAGCCUGCCUUUCAGGAACCUGCCUCCACAAAGCAUGGUGAAUAUAUCAGGAUCACAAAGCGAGGUCAUCAUAGCCAGCCGUCCUUUCAGGAACCUGCCUCCACAAAGCAUGAUGAAUAUAUCUGGAGCACAAAGCGAGCUCAUCAUAUCCAGCCUUCCUCUGAGUAAUCUGGCUACACAAAGCCUGGAUAUAUCGGGGACAACAAACCAGGAAAGCCUGCUGGAGCUAGGGACCGUCCUGCUCGACGCGGCCUGCCAGACCGACCCACAAAAGGGGUGUUCAGUCGGCACACAGCUGACCAAGACGACGCUCCAAGCUCGCUUCAGGAGCAAAGGCACGCAGAGCUCGGUGCCCAGAAAGGACGUUGGUGUCACUGUCGGCACAUCAACGUUGACGAAGAGACCGCUUAAGAGAACACGCUUGGAAGAGUGCAGCCCGCUCACGUGUGAUUCUGCCGACUCCGCCAAAGACCUGAGUGGGUCGACUGAUGUAACACCUGAGCCUUCUGGUCCCGUUAAUAAGACUACGUUUACUAUCUGUGAAACAUACCUUCUGGAGAUCUUCAAGGAGUGCCCUGUGUGUCAGGCGGUCUGCGAUGUACAGCAGAGACGGAUGGGCCCGUUUUUAUAUGUAGAUCAGCAGUGCCAAAACUGUCGAUUUGAACGAAAAUGGAGCAGCAAGCCAGAUGUUGGAGGCGCUCCUGCUGGAAACCUUCAGCGGUCCUCUGCAGUCAGUGCAACUAUAAAAACUGAAGAGGACUCUUCCACGGCCAGAGAGGGGGGCAGAGUGGACCUCCAUCCUCAACCGCACCCAUGAAGAUCCAACUUCCCCCCCGUCUGCAUCCACUAGGGACUUGAAGGGACAAAUGAUCAGCAGCCUUCAGCAGACUGGAGAAAGUUCUAGCUAACGAGGGGAUUCUAAUAGAUGAGGCAAAAGUGAGCCAACACCGUCAGAGGUCUUCGCUGGAGGUCUUUAACAGCGCCGUUCUGCGGUCUGCACCAAAAUGUCGCCUUCCCUUUUCUUGGGAUGUUACGCAGACUCUUCCUGGCAGCCCGUCACUUCAAUGAGAACUCGGGCCGUCCCCGAGCGUCAACGUCAACCGGGGACCUGCAAUACAGACUGAACUGUCGACGACAGUCCCAUGCCGUCAAAAUAUUACGUAGACGAGCUCCUAGACCUCUUCUUCGAAAAGUCCUCCAGGAUUCUGCUCCGUAUGUGGCUGAGGCGAUGGAAAUCCCCAACCCACGAGGAUCUGCCCGGCACAGUUUGACAGACUGACAGGGGAUUGCAGCUAUGAGUGUCGAGGUUCAGUUAAGGGCAGGUCUGAACCUCACAAAUUGUCCGUUGGUGUCAGGACACCCGGUCCAUUUCUAAAGGACCACGCAGGCAGGCGGGCGGCCCAAGAGCCCCCGAUACCAGCUCAUGAAGCUCCUGUAGGUCAAGUACCUACACUGGGCUGAAUAAACUGUUUUAUUGUUUUAUUACUUUGUUAUAAAAGUUGUGUGCAUCCAACAAUAAAAGUUUUGUAUAAA